Brugia malayi is the source of this 357-nucleotide messenger RNA. RefSeq lists its product as uncharacterized. The record is from RefSeq and is a predicted model, not a curated record. The coding region runs from base 1 to 357 and encodes 118 amino acids. Gene Ontology annotation, biological process: regulation of transcription by RNA polymerase II; DNA-templated transcription. Gene Ontology annotation, molecular function: RNA polymerase II cis-regulatory region sequence-specific DNA binding; DNA-binding transcription factor activity, RNA polymerase II-specific. The transcript has 3 exons. NCBI's taxonomy places the organism in Eukaryota, Metazoa, Nematoda, Chromadorea, Rhabditida, Onchocercidae.
AUGGUACCGGCUGAUCCGUCACAAUGUGGUACAGCACGGAAACGUGUCGUUGCAUGUGACAGUGAUAAACUGGAUGAUGAAGAAUAUAUUUUGAAAAGAAAGCGAAAUAACGAUGCUGUAAACAGAACACGCCAAAAGAAACGACGAGAAGAAACGGAUACAAUGCUGCGUGUGGAACAUUUAAGGAAGGAAAAUGUUGAACUGGAAAAAAAGGUUGAAGGGCUUCAAAAAGAAUUGUCAUUUCUAAAGGAAAUGUUUGUUGUUUAUGCAACCGGUAGCUGGACAAAAUCAAGUGGGAAUGAAGGAAAAAAUGAUGGAAGCGACGAACCAGGUUGUAGCCACAGUGAAAAUAUUUGA